CUCGGGAUUGUCCAUAAUUUUAAAGGGUGCCUCGGGACUGUCCAUAACUUUAAAGGGUGCCUCGGGACUGUCCAUAAUUUUAAAGGGUGCCUCGGGACUGUGUCCAUAAUUUUAAAGGGUGCCUCGGGACUCUCCAUAAUUUUAAAGGGUGCCUCGGGACUGUCCAUAAUUUUAAAGGGUGCCUCGGGACUCUCCAUAAUUUUAAAGGGUGCAUCGGGACUCUCCAUAAUUUUAAAGGGUGCCUCCCAUAAUUUUAAAGGGGUGCCUCGGGACUGUCCAUAAUUUUAAAGGGUGCCUCGGGACUGUCCAUAAUUUUAAAGGGUUGUCCAUAAUUUUAAAGGGUCCAUAAUUUUAAAGGGUGCCUCGGGACUGUCCAUAAUUUUAAAGGGUGCCUCUGGACUCUCCAUAAUUUUAAAGGGUGCCUCGGGACUAUCCAUAAUUUUAAAUGGUGCCU
Messenger RNA from Staurois parvus, 454 nucleotides. The record is from the annotation of a GenBank genome assembly. NCBI's taxonomy places the organism in Eukaryota, Metazoa, Chordata, Amphibia, Anura, Ranidae.